AUGAAGAGUGGGGUGCAGUGGGAUCUAUUGACAUCUCCAGAGUGGUUUAUUUACGCCGCUGGCGAUAGCGCGCUUCAUGUCACUGGUGCUGUCGCCUCUAUUCCGACAGGUGUUCUUCAGCAGCGUCCCUGCAUCUUGCUGUGGUUUCAUCGCGAGGACGCCUACGUGGAGUGUGAUGCACCACUUCCAGAGACCACCAUGUGGUUUGCGGACUGGUGGAGGAGCUUACAGCGCGGUCUGCUGUCCCCCAGUGUGGAGUCCGCUGUACAUCUGUUGAUUCGCUCUCGGCAGGAGUCUUGCGAUGAGGCCACAGAACCGUGUUCAACUCAGUGCUGUUUGUGCCUUGUUGUGGAGAGUGACGCGGCGUGGCGGGCGCACUGGAGCCAGAGACCACUUGCAACGGCGUCGACACCAGCUUUUGUCACAACUUUCUCAGCGCACGAGGAGGUUGCGGAUUCCGCCUGUCAGUGCCUCUCUGCCCUUGCGGAUGCGGAUGAAUCCUCCGCCCCACAGAAGCAACCGUCGCUGGCGGAUCCGAUUUUCUCCGAGAAUGUGUUCGAGCUAAUCGCUUUGGAGCCCUCCGCGGAGUCCUCGACGAAACACCGCUACCUGUGGAGCAGGUGA
Messenger RNA from Trypanosoma conorhini, 624 nucleotides. RefSeq lists its product as uncharacterized. Lineage: Eukaryota; Euglenozoa; Kinetoplastea; Trypanosomatida; Trypanosomatidae. The transcript has a single exon. The coding region runs from base 1 to 624 and encodes 207 amino acids. The record is from RefSeq and is a predicted model, not a curated record.